This is a messenger RNA of Thyridium curvatum, 2148 nucleotides long. RefSeq lists its product as uncharacterized. The record is from RefSeq and is a predicted model, not a curated record. Bases 1 to 2148 code for a protein of 715 amino acids. NCBI's taxonomy places the organism in Eukaryota, Fungi, Ascomycota, Sordariomycetes, Thyridiales, Thyridiaceae. The transcript has 2 exons.
AUGGCCUCCAAUAGCACGGGCGACCCAACGGCUGCGAACAACAGCAAUGGCAAUGGUGGGCAGUCAGAAGAGAUCAUUGUCGCCAUUGUCGCUCUGGUCGUCUCGGUCAUCGCUCUGCUUGGAACCAUUCUCCAGGUCCUGCAGCAGUACUUCGCCUCUGCCACCGGCUUUAGCAACUGCGACCGCAAAGUGAUCGGUCAAUGGUCAGAAGGCGUUGUUCGCAAGUUCCGCAUGCAUGAACUGCGGUUCGAAGUCCAGUUCGACACUCCCGUCAUAUUCGUCACCUCGGCCCGGAACAAGGACAAGGGCCCCAUAGCCAACCAAGCCAACAUAUUCAUCAAGGGCACGCCUGAAAGCCUCAAGGAGACCAAGACCGAGCCUCUCAAUGGUGACAAGGACAAUAUCCAGAAUAUCAAGCCCACUGCCAAUGGAAUAUCAAAAUGGAGUCCGAGCGGGCUCCGGCAGAGGACAACCUUCCAGACUAUGCGUACUGGACACAAGGAGAGGCAGAGCAUGCGGGAGGGCAUUCACACCGCCGACAACGAGCGCGCAACCUGGGUCACGCUAUUGUCGCACCUCCAGAACAUGGAGAGCCAAAGUUCAGACUGGCAGCAGGAGCAGUUUGAUGACAAUGGUCCACCUCGUGGAGCUAUUGUAACCCCCCCCGGCUUCGAAGACCGCAAGCUGGCCGUCGCUCUCCAGAUCAAGAGGAAGAGCUGGGACACCAUGCCAGACAGCGUCAAGAAGCCAUAUGCCACGACGACCAUGUGCCACAUCAUCGAGAUAGCGGCCAUGAUGGGUCUGCACUGGAAGAUCUUUGACCGGAUCAGAGACAUCUACCGUGCCGAGGGCAACGGAUACAUCCUCAGUGGUCACGACGUGAGUGAUCUUGGCAUCAUGUUCACUUUUCAGGUGUGUGGUAAGAGUAAGUUUCAGGCAUCCAGAAUCAUACCAUCAGAUGAGGUUAAGGAACUUUCAUUUGGCAUUGUAUCAACGCUGUUCCGCAAGCAUGACGACACGGACAACCGACGGCUGGAGUUCCCUACCGAGGAGCCGCAAGACAUGGCCAUCUUGCAGCUUGGAAGCGCCAACGAAUUCGCAGAAACUCUCGUGUCAUUGGGGUGCAACACCAACUCUGCCAAGUAUCUGAGAGACAACAGCAAGAAGCAUGGGCAUUUGUUUCCUUUGGCUUUCGAGAUCACCGGAAUGCUUGGCCGCAAGUUGCACAUUAGGAAUACUUUCUUCAGGAUGCUACCCAACCCGACCUUCUACCACUGGGACAAGAAGUUCUUCAGUCUGCGGAGGCUUUUGACAGCAUACAAGGCUAAUAUCGACGACAACGAUCUGAUACCUCACCCGACAGCCCACAUUGAGAAGCUGAAAAAGCAGGCAGAGGUUGUCGUCGAGACCUUCAGGAGUACCAGGAAGCAGAGGGGCGACAACGGCUUUGAUCUCAAGCUGUUCUGUGCGCUCGACGACGCCAUAGACUUUUGCGACGAAUUCCUGACUCGGACUCCAGACGAAGAGAAGAACAAUCUAAAGAUCAUCGAGGUUGUGGUGCGGGAGCACUUCCAGUUGGUCCUCCACAUGGUCAACGAGGAAGAGGCUCCCGACACCCCCGGACUGGACGAUGUUCGAUCGGUCGCGACGAGCAAGCACGAGGUGCCUUCCUUUGAGGACCUCAACGCAGCAUCUCCGGAGCAGAAGCAGGAAAAGUUCAUGGACUUGUACUUUUCGUCGGUGCUGCCCACAGUGAGGAAGAGAUGCACCAGGACCCUGAGGCACGCGGCUCGAACCUUUUUGGCACCCCACGAGGGUCGUGCGCCGGCCAAGCCCAAGGCCGGAGCGACGGUGAAUAUCCCGUCGCGAACCCCGACGCCCACCCCAGGCCUGCCUGUCCUCCAGGUCGAGGGUGGUAAUCAGGGGAGCCCGUCCUCUUCCUCGUCGUCGUCGCUGUCGACCCGUGAGGAGCUGGGAAUGAGCAACUCCAACAUCAUCAGCGCCAGCGAGGAUGAGAUCACGGAGAUUUGGUGCACCCUGGUCUUUCGCAUGCUCUGCUGGCUGCUGCUGCACGACUUCCACAAGAACGACAUCCAGCUGGCCAAGAGCGAGCAGUGGGGCAGCCGCUUGCCGGUUUACAUUGCAUGA